AGCACACACUUUUGUAUUUCUUGUGUUUAUUUACAAGAUAUAUAUAUAUAUAUAUUAAUUUAUUUUUAUUCACUGUGUAUUUAUUUAGUAAAUUAAUCAUGCAAUUUUGUUUUUACCAUUUAAUCAGGAUAAAUAAUUAUUUAAACGUCAACAAUUUAAUAAACAACAAGUUGAAAUAAAAUCAAGUGUUUAUAAAAAUAAUUGAAUAAUUAAAUAUGGAAAAAAAAAUUAUUGGAUACUGGAUGACAGAGAGAAAAAAACAAAAAAUAAAUUGGAAUGAUUUUGAAGUAUUAUGUGAAAAUGAAGGCUUCAUAUUAAAAUCGGUUGAUCUCAAUAAAAGCCUGGAAUCACAAGGACCAUUUAACAUAUUCAUUCACAAACUCACAGACAUCCUGGCUUAUGCUGAACUAGAAGAUCAAAAUACAAUAAUAAGCAGAGUCAAAAAUUACAUACGAAAACAUCCAGAGAUGAUUGUGAUUGAUCCACUUGAAAAUGUUAAAUUAUUAAGUGAUCGUCAUGAAUCUUAUCUCAUGUUGCGUGAAGGAAUUAAAUUAAAAAAUAUAUUUGUACCAAAUUCAGUUGAGCUGUCAUCAACAAGUGUAGCUGAUAAUUUACAUCAUCUUCGUCAAAAUGGAAUUAGAUUUCCAUUUAUUUGUAAACCACUGCUGGCACAUGGUUCAAAAGAUGCUCAUGAUAUGAUGGUUGUAUUUAAUGAAAAGGGAAUGUCAGACUGCCAGCCACCAUGUGUGGCACAAAAUUUUGUAAAUCACAAUGCAAUAUUAUAUAAACUAUUCAUUGUUGGUAAUAAUUUUCAUGUUAUAAAACGACCAAGUUUAAAAAACUUUUAUCAAAAAGACUGUGAAUUAUUGAGUACAAUAUUUUUUUGUUCUCAUGAUGUAUCAAAGAGUCAUUCGAAAUCUGAAUGGUCAGUUUUAUCAGAUGAUGAUAAACAUUUAACAAUUGAACCAGACUUGAAUGUAUUACAAUCAAUUGUCAGUGAUAUAACAAAAAUAUUUAAUUUAAUAUUAAUUGGAGUUGAUGUUGUUGUUGAAAAUCAUACUGGUAAAUAUGCUAUUAUUGAUGUCAAUGCAUUUCCUGGUUAUGAUGGUUAUCCAAAUUUUUUUCCACAACUUGUUGAUACAGUUAAAUUAUUAUUAGAUAAAAAUAAUUCAAGAUCAUAUUCAAAUUCAAUAUUAAAAAAAUGUAUCAGUGAUGAUCUUGAUUCUGGUUUUGAAAGUGAUGAGAAAAAAAAAAAAUCUAUGAUAUAACAAACAUUUUUAAAUUUAUAGCUAUAAAUUUAAAAAAGAAAAAAAACAUACAAACAAAUGAAUAGAUAUUUUUAUUAUUGUUAUGCGUAUUUUAUUUUUUAUACGUAAAAUUUUACAAAUUAUUAUUGGAGAUAAUAAUUUGAGUCAACAAUAGUCAUUUUUGUUGAAUCAAUUGUUUGUUAUUUUUUUUUUUUUCCUCUACUUUGUAAUUAUUUUAUUUGUUAAUAUGGUAAUUUUUUUUUUUUAAUUUUCCAUAAAUAUCCUGGCUUAUUAUUAGCGUAAUGAAUUGUUUUUUAUUUUAUUUUUUUUUUUUUUGUAUUUAUAUUUAUACUCAUUAUUAAAUAAGCUAGGAUAUAAAAAAAAUAAUAUAAAAAUUUGCCUUUUAAAAAUAAUAAUAAUGAAAUCAAUAAAUUGUCAUUGAUUUAUUGUUUUAAAAGUUUUUGUAAUAAUACAAUUUUAUAUGUUCUUACAUAUUUCUUACAAAUAAAUAUUUAAAUAUUAUUAAUAAACAA
Messenger RNA from Aphidius gifuensis, 1780 nucleotides. RefSeq names its product inositol-tetrakisphosphate 1-kinase-like. The record is from RefSeq and is a predicted model, not a curated record. Gene Ontology annotation, cellular component: cytoplasm. The coding region runs from base 216 to 1268 and encodes 350 amino acids. Lineage: Eukaryota; Metazoa; Arthropoda; Insecta; Hymenoptera; Braconidae. Gene Ontology annotation, biological process: inositol trisphosphate metabolic process. The transcript is spliced from 5 exons. Gene Ontology annotation, molecular function: magnesium ion binding; inositol-1,3,4-trisphosphate 5-kinase activity; inositol-1,3,4-trisphosphate 6-kinase activity.